UUAUUAACAGAUAUUAACAAAUUCAAAAUACAAAUAUUUGCCAUUUGUUCAGAAUCAGUAAACGUGUGGAUAAAUAAUAUUGACAAAAUGGUACAGUAUCAUGAAAGACAAUAUUGCGAUUAGUAUCUAAAUCAAUCUUUUUCCCAUUACUAAAACAAAAUGGGUUUUGUAAACAUAAUGUGGUCAACAUGUAGUUGCAAAUUAGACAAUGUGUAUGCCCAUACACCUACUUGGUAAGAGGAGUACGGAAGCUCGGGAGGAGUACAUCCAUACGCAUGAGCAACACAUUUACACUUCCGGCAAUGAGCACUCAACUUCCGGUUGGUGUGGACACAGGAACAUAGAACACAUUUUAAAUAAACACAUGGCAGUUUGAAACGUCAACCUUUUUGUUCAAGAGGUUUAGAGCUUUAAAAAUACACACUCGCGUUUGACAACAUUACGCAAUGAAAGUUAAAGUGCUUUCCCGGAAUCCUGACGACUAUGUCCGUGAGACAAAGUUGGAUAUCCAACGUGUACCAAGAAAUUACGACCCGUCUCUCCAUCCGUUCGAGGUGACAAGAGAAUAUACACGCGCCCUAAAUGCCACCAAGCUGGAGCGGGUGUUCGCUAAGCCAUUCCUGGCUUCUCUGGAUGGCCACAGGGAUGGGGUAAACUGCAUGGCCAAGCACCCUAAGAGCCUCUCUACAAUCCUGUCUGGUUCUUGUGAUGGGGAGUUGAAGCUUUGGAAUCUCACCAAACGUGAGUGUGUCCGUACUCUCCAGGCUCAUGAAGGCUUUGUUAGGGGGGUGGUCGUCCGCUUCUGUGGCUCCUCCUUCUUCACGAUUGGUGAUGACAAGAAUAUCAAACAGUGGAAAAUGGAGACCCCUGGAUAUGGAGAGGAAGAGGAACCUAUCAACACUAUUCUUGGGAAGUCUGUGUUCACCAGCAUUGACCACCACCAUAAGGACGCUGUGUUUGUGACAAGUGGCCAGCAGGUAGACAUCUGGGACGAGCAGCGCACCAGUCCCAUCCGCUCCUUCUCCUGGGGUGUGGACAGCAUCAACUGCGUUCGCUUCAACCCCGUCGAGACGGAGCUUCUUGCAAGUUGUGCCUCUGACAGAAGUAUUGUGCUGUAUGAUAUGAGAGAAGCUGCACCUCUUAAAAAGGUCAUCAUGACAAUGAGAAGCAACACUUUGUGCUGGAAUCCCAUGGAAGCAUAUCACUUCACCUGCUGUAAUGAAGAUUACAAUCUGUAUACGUAUGAUAUGAGGUACCUAGACAAGCCCUACACUGUGCACAUGGACCAUGUCUCCGCCGUGCUGGACGUGGACUACUCUCCAACGGGACAGGAGUUUGUCUCUGCCAGCUUCGACAAGUCCAUCCGCAUCUUCCCCAAAGAUGGUGGCCAUAGCAGGGAGGUAUACCACACCAAGCGCAUGCAGCAUGUCAUCUGCAUCAAGUGGUCGUCAGACAACAAGUACAUCCUGAGUGGUUCAGAUGAGAUGAACAUCAGACUAUGGAAGGCCAACGCCGCCGAGAAGCUGGGAAUGCUAGCACCCAGGGAGAAGGCAGCUGUGAACUACAACCAGAAGCUGAAGGAGAAGUUCCAGCACCACCCGCAGAUUCGCCGCAUUGCGCGCCACCGUCACCUGCCCAAAGCUGUCUACAGCCAGGUCAAGGAGAUACGCAUCAUGAAGGAGGCUCGCAGCAGGAAGGAGAGGAACGUACGUAAGCACGCCAAGCCCGGCUCCAUGCCCGUGGUGACGGAGAAAGAAAAACAUGUGGUCACUGUGGUGAAAUAGAAGGAAAGGGUCAGUGUGACCUAAAGGACUGAUUAGAUGAAAAAGUGAUGGAUCACCUCCGGUUACAUCGACAGGUUGAAGUGGCUGGUACUGAAUCUAUGCCAGGUUGGCCUCUGACAAAUGCUAGCAGCUGACCAGUUUAGAGCACAGGUAUUAACCUUUGGUUUUGUGCAGAAGUUAGUAUGGCCCCACUCCGUAUGCAUCUUAACAAUUUAAUUAUGUAAAUUGUUGAUUGUGUUUGUACUGUUUUGUAUUUGUUCAUAUGCAGAUAAUACAUGAUGAUUCUAAUGCCAAUAGUUUUCAGACAUGGCAUGAAAGUGUUUUUCUUUAAAGAUGAAGCUCCAAAUUAAAAAGUUCUGUUGUAAAACAAAA
Messenger RNA from Esox lucius (northern pike), 2156 nucleotides. It is a transcript of the gene dcaf13, whose product is annotated as ddb1 and cul4 associated factor 13. Gene Ontology annotation, cellular component: nucleolus; small-subunit processome. The transcript has 11 exons. Gene Ontology annotation, biological process: maturation of SSU-rRNA from tricistronic rRNA transcript (SSU-rRNA, 5.8S rRNA, LSU-rRNA). Bases 447 to 1784 code for a protein of 445 amino acids. The record is from RefSeq and is a predicted model, not a curated record. Gene Ontology annotation, molecular function: protein binding. NCBI's taxonomy places the organism in Eukaryota, Metazoa, Chordata, Actinopteri, Esociformes, Esocidae.